GUCUGUGGAUUGGUGCAGCGGCGCGGGCGGGCUCCUCUGCGGGCUCGGUGUUGAAGGCUCGCGGAGAGCGAAUGUCGUCAUGAGCGGUGGGUAGGAAUUAAACCAACAUCGGUGUUUAUUUUCUCUCAUUUACUUCAUCAAAACUCACAUUUACAAACAACACGAGCUGAGCGGACGGUCCGAGCUUUAAACAGCAGGGUGUGAGGAGAGCUGCGACACUUAACUGAACAGAUAUAAGCAAUGCACUUCCGGUAAAGGGUCUGCCUUUUUUCCUGUUAUCAGAGAGUUUGACCUGCUAACGAAGCUAACGAUGCUAAAGCUAAAGUCUCCUUUUUAACUCCGUUCCUGUGAAAAACUCCGUCUGUGUUUCAGUCAGGACCUCCGUCUGUGGUCUUACAGGGUCUUAGAGACUGUCCCAGUUUGACCAGUUAGACUCAGACUGGAGCAGAAAAAACACAGCAGCCUGUUUACUUUGUAUUAGCUGUUAGCUUCGGAGCUAACACCAUCAUCAUCUGUGAGCUCAGAGCGGCGGACCGAACCGACCGAACGGAACCGAGACAGAGAGAGAGAGAGAGUUUGAGAGAGGGAGGCGAGAUUUAGAGGCCGAACACUGCUGUGUGUGUGUGUGUGUGUGUGUGUGUGUGUGUGUGUGUGUGUGUGUGUGUGUGUAACAGGGCUUAAACACACACACACACAGGUCUGUCUGCUGUUGGACCGGAACCGAACCUGGACUCACUGAUGAGAAAGUUUCUGUCCGAAUUAUUCAGAACAAGAAUCAGAACCAGAGGAGAGAGAGAGAGUUUGUGUGUGUGUGUGUGUGCGCGCGCGCGCGUGUGCGUGUGAGUGUGUGUGUGUGUCUCACUCCCAGAGACCACAGUUCCUGAUCUGCAGACAUAACUUCACAGUAGGGCUGAUCGAUACGUAAAUAAAGUUUAUCAGGACAUAUUAUUUAUUUCCUAUCAGCUGAUCAUCGAUCGAUCAUCGAUCAAUAUCAGGAUCUAAAAAUCUAACAGUGUUUCUUGGUCUCAUGUCUUUUCCAACACAAUAAUCUCCUGCAUCUGUGAGGUCUUUGUGUCUCUUUGGCGUUUUGUCGUAAGGCGUCGCUCUAGAGAAAGACGACUGAAUGGUCGUCUGUUUCAGGCGCCAUGGGCUCCUCGCUCCUCUCGGGGUUUGUAACCUUUUGCGUUGCGCGUGCUCUGCGGCGUGGCGCUGCUUCAGGUGGUGAAAAAGAUUUGAGGUAUUCCCCGACUUUGUGAGAACAUGUACUCGACAUAAUUUACAGUCCACAUUACUCUGCUUCAUGUCCGACCUCCAAAAACCAAAAUACCUCCACACCACCGACGUUUUCCUAACGCCAGUGUUGUGGUUGACAUUGAUGUGGUCAUCUGUUGAGCCUUCAUGGUCAUUUCUGUCGGGGGUAGCACUCAUUUUCUUUGUUUCUCACCAACAGUGCUGUCGGCUUCACCUGUUAAAGUGCUAUGGUUGGGUGGAGCUGCUGUCUGCUACGACGCUGCAGUUGGUUGAUACUUGGUUCUAAUUCAGAACAUGAUUGGUUCAGACCCGGAGAAACUCCCCUUUUCAUUGGCUGUUCGGAUAGUCGACCAAAACAUGUCAGAAUGACGACUAUUGAAAAGGAUAUUGAUCAUGUUUUAUAUUGAUAUUGAAGGAAAUUAACUCUUCAUAUUUCUCGUUAUCGUUUUAUCGCCCAGCCCUCUGUAAGUGAGGAGCUCUGAUCUCAGGUGUGUUAAAGAUGAUAUAAACUCGUCUGAUUGGCUGAAACCGUCUUUGUUUAUCGACGAUGACGUGUCUGCGUUAAAGCGUGUCGGGUUGUGAGCGCUCUCCCCUCCAUUAGAGGUGUUUUCUUUGUUGGAAAGCAGCGCUGCUGUUUGGAGCUCCAAACACCCGAGGAACAGGUCCCUACAGCAGCGUCUGUCCCGGAGCUUUUCCCUCCGACUUUUACAGCCUGGACGGAUUUCAGGAAACAUUAGUGAGAACUUCAGAUUUACUCGGCUCUUAAACGCCUGCUCUCCGUCAGGUCGUUUACAGUCUCAGUUUAAUCGGACUAACCUCAUAAUUCGUCUUUUUCCGACUUCUCUCCUUGUCCUCGUUUACAUGCAGCUGAGAAAAUGGAAUUAUUAACGUGAACGUGUCCUCCUCCCCAACACUAGGGGGCAUCUAAGUCAACUAAGUCCUUACCAUGCGGCGACUCCCACUCCAGAGUCAUGUGACUAACCUGUUGGACAACGUUGGUUUAAAAUCAUCUGAAAACCAUAAAAAUCGGUUUUAUUUCCGAUCAUUUUAACUUUUAAAUGUCUUUGAAGAAUGUCGUCUCAAACUCCGAUUAUCGUCGUUCUAAGGUGUUUACAUGACCUUCAGUUGUCCGGUCUUAAUCGGAAUAAGGCGAUAAUUCGUACUCAGAAAUCGACUCUCCUUUUGCCUUUUUUCCGAUUGGUUAGUUCCCUGUGGUCCCGCCCACCUGUCCGUCCUCCUCCUGGUCCAAACGUCCUCCGUCGUCCCUCUGAUUCUAACUCUGCUCUCUCUGUGUUUCCAGAACAACAGGACAGUAUGGCCGCCACUGUUGCCGUCAGUCCCAGUGAAUACCUUCAGCCCUCCACCGCCACCACACAGGUCAGUAACAGGCCCCGCCCCCCGGCGCCGUCAUGUGGUCCUGGUUCUGUCCACAGCCUGACUUCUGUCUCUCCUCCUCCAGGACACUCAGCCCUCCCCCCUGGCCCUCCUGGCGGCCACCUGCAGUAAGAUCGGCCCCCCCGCCGCUCAGGCGCCCGCCGCUUCUCCUCCACCGCAGCCGCAGCCUCGCAGGCUCCUCCCCAUAAAGCCGGCGCCGAUCGCCCCCGCGCCGCCCAAAAACCUUGGGUUCCUGUCAGCGAAGGGUAAUGUGAUCCAGCUCCCCGCCGGCCUGGGUUCCACGGCGUCCGGCAGCCCCAUCGUGCUCACCAUCCAGCAGAGCCCAGCCCGCACAAACGCCGCCGCCCCCGCCAACAUCCAGUACCAGAUGGUGCCGCAGAUCCAAGGCGCCCAGACCAUCCAGGUGAUGCCGCAGGGAGGGCAGAUCCAGCUGAUCCCAGGAACCAACCAGGCCAUCAUCACCACCCCCAUGACGGUACCCGCCCCCGCCGUGGCCACCGCCCCCGUCACCCCUCAGAAAACUGUUGCCAUCAAACCCUCCCCGAAGCUGCGCAAGCCAAACAACUCCGCCGCCAACGUGGUGCAGCUGCCCAGCGGACUCACACUGCCGCUCAAUGUGGCCACGGGUGAGGUGGGCGGGGCUCAAAUAAUCACAGAGACAGCAGCGGCCCCGCCCACUCCAGUAAAGGGGCGGCGAGGGAGGAAGAAGAGAGUGGUUCUGUCUGCUCAGGCUCCUCCUCCGGCUCCUCCUCCUGCACAGGCGGCGUCCCCCCCACCCGAGCAGAUGGAGACCAUCCUGAUCGAAGCGGGAGACAACAUCAUCCAGGUGGGUCUGUCCAGAGGGUCCCGGGUCCUUCUGGACUCUUUCAGAACCUUCACUGACGGUCCUCAGAGGUCAAAGGUUAACGUAUUGAUCUGAUGAGGACGGUCAUCAUCGAUCAGCUGAUUUUGAUCCUGAAGCAGGUCAGAGCGUAGAUGUUCUUACACCAGAAUCCCUCUUCAGUCACCUGGUUCUAACAGGAUCUGCUGCUGAAUGAGAACCCUGGUUACCGUGGUUACCAUGGUUAUUGUGGUUACCGUGGUUACCGUGGUAAGAGGAGAGAGGAGGAACAGGUUUUUGGACCCUGCGGCGGUUCUGGUCUCUGGUUUGUAACGUCUCAGCUGGUGAUGACCCGCUGUGACCUCUUUGGAGUAAUUUUGUCGACAUCAUCGCCGGAUCGCUGCUCUGAUGGCGAGAUGUCUGGUGGUUAGCGCCCCCCAGAGUCCUUCAAAGGGAUCAUGUUUGUUUCUGAGUCGGUCUGGACCCUCUCCAGGGAACGGGUCGAGGAUUUUUACUCUCAGACUUCGAACUUUGGGAAUGAAGUCGUUUUUUUGCCAUCAGCUGUUUGUUCUGUCGUCUUUGAGCAGAGCCGCUCUUCGGUGAGUCACAUCAGCGCCCUCUGCUGGGUGGAGUUCAGAGCUGCACCCUCUGUCGUGUCAGGAGUUAAUCCUCAGUGAUAACAUGAGUCUGAACCAGGACUGAGCGAUUCGGUAAAAAGAAAUGAUCACGAUUUAUUUUGUAAAAUCGUCCGAUCUCGAUUAUUAUCACGAUUCUUUAAAUAUCUGAACUAAAAACUGAAGAAACUAAAAAUUAUUUUAUUAACAUACAAAGUAAAAUAAAUAAAAUAAACUUAAAAAAAUAAAAAAAACAUCUGAACUCAACAAAUACAGAUAAAUAUUAAAUAAUACAGUGAACUAGUUCUUACAGUUCUGAGUGUUUCUGCAGGAAUGAUAGAUCCAAAAUAAACAGAUGUCCCCUCAGAGAUACUGAAGAUAGAAAUAGAAUAGAAUAGAAUAGAGCAACGAAACACAGUUUUCAUCCCUCCUGAGGGUCACAGCUGGACCCUCCAGAGUCGGACUAUCCCACCAUCAUCAGAACCCGGGUCACCUGGAGCAUCAACAUGAGGUCCAGAUAGAAUCAGAACUCCAGUCCCUCUCAGAUUCUCCAAAGUCCGGGUCCACCUGCUCAGAUAGUUCUGGUAUUUCCUCUGAUCCGUUUGGUCAAAAGUUCUGAUGGUUAAACGCGGCCCAUGACCCCGCCCAUCUUUGUCCCCACAGGCCGGUAACAACCUCCUGAUCGUUCAGAGUCCCGGUCAGCCCGCCGUGGUGCAGCAGGUCCAGCUGGUCCAGUCCAAACCCGAGUCUCAGGUGGUCCAGAUCCCCCAGCAGGCCUUGAAGGUGGUCCAGGCGGCGUCCGCCACGCUGCCUCAGGUCCCGCAGAGACAGUCGGCCCCGCCCAGUCUGCAGGUCACCCCGACAGAACCCUCACCCACUCAGGUAUCAGACGGUCCCUUCAAAAUAAGAGCGUGACACGGAUCAGCUGAUCCGACCUAAAGGGGGCGGAGUCAAACCUUCGUCCUCGUAAACCUCCGUCAACUUCUCUGUUUCAGUUCAUCUUCAAAACGGCGUCGGGUGAGUGGCAGUCCGUUCAGCUCCAGGACUCUGUUUCCACGACAACGACACCCACCACCCCUGUGGCGCCCACCACCGCCAUCUCCCCGCUGGCCGCCACCAAGAGGGCGUUGCCAGGGGGACGAAAGGAGCGCACUCUGGCCAAAAUCGCGCCGGCGGGAGGAAUGAUAUCCCUGAACGCGUCACCGCUGUCGACGGCCGCUCAGGCGGUGCAGACCAUCAGCAUCAACGGGGUCCAGGUUCAGGGGGUUCCUGUCACCAUCACCAACGCGGGCGGUGAGUGAGACCUGGAUUCAUUUCCUCUGAUGGCGUUUUCCUGGCGCUCCGUGUGAACAGUCAGUCUGUCUCUCUGAUUCCAGGUCAGCAGCACCUGACGGUCCAGACCAUGCAGGGAGGGGGGCUCCAGCUGGCAGCAACGCCGGGUCAGCAGGCCAUCCAGGUGGACCAGACCCUCACCCUGGAGCUGCCCAGUCAGCCGGGAGAGAAGAAGAGACGCAUGGCGUGCACGUGUCCGAACUGUAAAGACGCAGACAAACGGUGAGUGAGGCGGGAACGCCGAGGCGCUUCUCAGACGCCGGACUCGGGUUUGAAUUUUAGUCUCUGAGUCAAAAACGUUCAUUUAAGUUUUUCUAAGUUUUAGUUUAAACUCAGUUUUUAGUUUCAGUCGGAAAAACCCCGAACAGUUUUAACCGUUUUAACUAUUUAAACAGUUUUAACUAUUUUAACUGUUUUAAUUAUUUUAACUGUUUUAAUUAUUUUAACUGUUUUAAUUAUUUUAACUGUUUUAAUUAUUUUAACUGUUUUAACUGUUUUAAUUAUUUUAACUGUUUUAAUUAUUUUAACUGUUUUAACUAUUUUAACUAUUUAAACAGUUUUAACUAUUUAAACAGUUUUAACUAUUUUAACUGUUUUAAUUAUUUUAACUGUUUUAAUUAUUUUAACUAUUUUAACAGUUUUAACUAUUUAAACAGUUUUAACUAUUUUAACUGUUUUAAUUAUUUUAACUGUUUGUGAAUUUGAAUUUGUCGAUGUUCGCUCUGCAGGCCGGGAGAGGUGGGGAAGAGGAAGCACAUCUGCCACGUCCCCGGGUGCGAGAAGACGUUCAGGAAAACCUCGUUACUCCGAGCUCACGUACGGCUGCACACCGGCGAGCGCCCGUUCGUCUGCAACUGGGUGUUCUGUGGGAAACGCUUCACACGCAGCGACGAGCUGCAGCGGCACGCCAGGACGCACACAGGUCUGUGGUCGAGACGCUCACACACACACACACACUCACACUCACACUCACACUCACACACACACACACACACACACACUCACACACACACACACACACACACAGCUGUUUGUGUUUUUUUAGAUAAUGUGAUUAAAUCAAAGAGAAUCAUCAUCUUAAAUAAACCCUGUCCGCUCUGAAAUACAGAUUUAAAGACACGGGUUCAGUCAGAGGCAGGAGGACAGUGUUUGGAUGUGACAGGAAGUUCUCACACCGUGAACAUUAACUGUUAUUACAUUAAUUAAAAAGGUUCCACAGGUUCCCGUCUGUCAUUAAAGGAGGUCCUCUGAAGCUUUAGUGAAAAUCUGAUCCGUUUGAUAUCCCAGACGGUUAGAGUCCAGACGUUACAGGAGGAGGUUCUGAUGGUUCUGGACUCAGUAAGAUGUUGAAGUCCAAACCUUCAGGUAUUACAUUUUUAAAAUCCUCCUUCAGGUGUUGAAAACCUCCGUCUAAAACGCUCUUAAUUUAGGGCGGAGCCUACAUAUGUGGGCGUGGUUAUCUGUUUGGGCUCCACAGUUUCUCCAACAUGAACUGUGAUCUUGUGGACCCGUCUCUGUCUCUGCUGUUCUGAAAUAUAGAGUUAUUAUUUUCCAUAUUUCCUCCAUGUAUCAGAGUUUAUCACCUGCUUCAGUUCAGACUCUGUUGGUGUUUUUCCCAGACUGCAUCAGUCAGUCGCUCAGCACGUGAGUUUGGAGGGUGCGGUGCCGUCCCAAACACACUCACCAGAAACGACGACGUGAUUUUCCUCGUGUCUGAACUUUUAUUCUGAAAAAUAACAAACUAUUAACAAAUCAAAAAUGUAGAAGAAGAAAACUAAAGAUUCUCUGUUUACAUUUCAAACAUUUGGAACUCAAGAUAAACUUUUUACAAACUAAACAUUUAAAACGAGAAACUGUUUAAAAAAAACUACUUUGUAAAUAUAAUAUAUGAAAUAUUAAAAUACAUUUUAAAUAUAUUAAAACAUAAAGGUAACUUAUUACUCACAUCUGUACAAAGCUCCCAGGUCGACCGUCGUCUGGUCAGCCGCCGUUCUUACCGAUGACGUGAGCGUGGCGAGCGUCCACGGUCACAUCCUCAGAAUCUUGACUGAUUUGACUUCAUCAUCCGAGAACUUCUGCAAACUCAAUUUUCACAAACUAUCCAAACUGUUUUUCCAUUUUGAGUCGAGUAAACUCUAAAUUUUCUGUAUUUAGUCUGAAAGUCUGAGAUCUGGGAAAAACACCGAUCCUCCUGAGAAAAGAGUUUAUUCUGAUCCACAGAUAAUAAGAGUCUGAUUUAUAUUUUAGAAAAUAUAAUAAUAUUUUCUGUUUCCAUCAGGUUCUUUUCUACAGAUGUAGGUUUUCUGAAUUUAGUCCUUGUGAGAGUCAGAAAGGUUCAGAGUCGACAUUAGGGAGAUUUAAAACCAUCAAACAGUCGAUUUUUUAAACUGUUAUCCAGAUUAUUCUGUUAAAGUCCUGAUAAACUUCUGAGAGGACUCAGAUUUCCCCUCUUUAACGUUUCCUCGUUGUUUUUAAUAAUGAUAAUAAUAAUGAUAAUAAUAAUAAUUAAUAAUAAAGAUAAUAAUGAUCAUUAUUACUGUCGUUGUUUUUAAUAAUAAUAAUAAUAAUAAUAAUAAUAAUGAUGAUGAUUAUUACUGUCGUUGUUUUUAAUAAUAAUAAUAAUAAUAAAGAUAAUAUUGAUGAUUAUUACUGUCGUUGUUUUUAAUAAUGAUAAUAAUAAUAAAGAUAAUAUUGAUGAUUAUUCCUGUCGUUGUUUUCAGGAGACAAACGCUUCGAGUGCAGUCAGUGUCAGAAACGCUUCAUGAGGAGCGACCACCUGACCAAACAUUACAAGACUCACAUAAACACCAAGAACCUGUGAGUCCAGGUCAAACAAGGACGGACUCUGAGAGAGUGAAGACCGAGGACCAGAGGAGAGUCUGGGACUGAAAACCCUCCUAAAGGUCCCCGGACCCCCACCCUCCCCCUCUGUAGCGCCGUGUACAAAGAAAUCCUCCAAACUCAUCCAGCUCCAUGAUCCACCACGGUUUCUCUGUUUCUGACUGAACCCGGCCAGAACCCGACCAGAACCCGACCCGGCUCUCUUAUUUAUGGACUUCUCUGAGGGAAGACACCAAGACCAGGACCACAGGACUCCAGUCAGUCCAGGAGACCCUCUCAGUUUUCUCUUCUCUCCAAAUGCUGCUCAGUUUUUUGUUUUCGUGUUUCGGUGAAAAAACAGUUUGACUGAAAUCCCAGAAUCCUCGAAAGUUCGGCAGAAUUUUGACGUUUAUUUUAGAAAUGGGUUUUUAUUUCUGGGAUUCUCCGAGUUCUUAGAUGAGUCGACAUUUAGAUUAUUUAACUUUGGCCUCAACUUUUGGAUUCUGAGAGGGAAUUUUUAAAUCUGUAUUUUCAAGAUUCAGAGGAAAAAAAGUCUGAAUUCAAACUGAAGUUUAAGAAUUUCGAGACGUGAAUCAAAAUUUACCGAAAGACGAAAGGAGUCCGAACUUUAAAAAAGACGUCGGGAUUGGGACUUUCUAAGAACGGAUUCACGACUUCAGUCAGAGCGAAGACUUCAUUUUUUAAUUUUCACUUUUAAAAACACUUUGAUAAAAACUGAAGUUCGGCCGACUCAGAAUCAGAAUCCCAUUAAAAAAAACGGUAAAUUUGUUCUUUGGUCUUAAAACUCUUUUCUUAGAAUUCCGACAUGAAAGUCAAAAAUCGGCUUUUAUCUCCGAACUAACUUUAAAAAACAAAAAAAAAUCCACUUUUGUUUCAGAAAUCUGUGAAAUCAGAACAAAGUCCGACUUCAGGACGACGAUAAACGGACCUGAGAACGCUUUACUCCGGUCUGUGGUGGUCUGUGGUGGUCUGUGGUGGUCUGUGGUCCCCCAAACUCUCGGCUGGAAAAGGAAAACCCGGUUCUGGAUCAGUGCUGACCCGUUCUGUCCUCCCAGAUGAGACUGACUCCAUUCCAGCGGGACUCUGCUCCUCUGCUUUAACAACACUUCGACCGGAUCAACGCUUCGCCGUUCACACGCCUGACUCGACAAUCACGCCCUCAGAUGGUCGAUCACUCUGGACAUGACGAUGUUUCUCAGCUUUAAUCCUGAAUUAACAAUGAGACCGGACCGGACCGGACCGGACCUGCUGUUCCACAUCCUUUUAACCGUUUUUUAAGUAUCUGCUGAACUUUGACGAACAGGUCAUGGAGUCUGUUCUCUGCUCUUAUUUCAGACUCUAACUCCUCGUCUCUCCAUCAGAGAAGCUUUUUUUGUGCCAUUAGAAGCCCGUGGUCGUUUGUCGUUUCCUCUGUGCUGGUUUUAUAAACUGUGACAUGUUUGUUAACGGGACGGCGCCGCUUUGCUCGACGUGUAAAAAUCUGGAGAAAACACAGAAAAUCAACCAAAAAGUUGGAGUCCAGAUUUGUCUCGAAGCGUUGUGAAGCCCAAAGGUUUUGACAGCGGCGACUAAAAUCAAACAUCUGGUGAGAGUUGACUGUGCGGUCUGGAGACGUGGUGAUGGCGUUGGGGCGGAGGGGCAGAGCCUGCUCAUAUUUAUGUUUGUUCUUCAUGUCUGAACCUGUAAAUACAUCCAGUGUGUGUCUGUGUGACACGGUAAAUGUAGGAUAUUAGGAAACAUCAAGUGAAGCUGCCUGGUGUCGUGGUCGGAGCGCUCAGCCAUGAAGGAAACCGACUUUUGUACAGUGUGUAAGGAAUAAAAUCUAAUGUGACCUUGUAUAGCUUCAUUCCUGCUUUGUAUAAGACUUGUAGAUCUUUUUUCUAUUGAAUUAAAGAUGCCUCUGACAGCUGCACCCAGUAUUUAAAGUUUUUCAAUUCAAGGUUACGACAUUUGUAAAAAAAACUCUUUUCUGUUUUUAACUUAUAAUAAUGUGAUGUGCACUGAUAAAAAAAACAGGUACAAAUUUGUAAAUAUAACAUUUUCCAAAUUAAGAUAUUUAUAACUCUGUUUUUUGUAAGUUUAAAAGCUUUUCCGCCUCCAAAUUCAAAUGUUAUAAAUUUUUUCUGCAGUUAGCUUUUUUUUUUUUUUUGAGAACCAGCCGUUUAUAUUCUCAUGUGUAAAGGUGCUAAAAUAGAAGUUUGCUCCUUUUCUACACUCACCACUCAAUAAAGAUCUCAAUCUGUCA
Messenger RNA from Xyrichtys novacula (pearly razorfish), 10498 nucleotides. The record is from the annotation of a GenBank genome assembly. Lineage: Eukaryota; Metazoa; Chordata; Actinopteri; Labriformes; Labridae.